CAACGAGAGAGAGACCAGCUCUCACGCCAAGCUCAACCCAAGUUGAGAGAACAUCAUCAUGGGUUCUUCUCCAAGAACUCAUCAUCAAUUAGGUCUUGCCAUCCUCUUCUUUGCUUCCCUCGCGCGCCUGUCUCUGUCACACGCCUCUCUCCCCAGCGAGUACUCGAUCAUCGGCCAUGGACAGGACCCGAACGGCGCCGUGUCGGACGAACGUGCUGUCGAGCUCUUCCGGAGAUGGCAGGCGCAGCACAAGAAGGUGUACAAGCACGCCGGGGAGGCCGAGAGGCGGCUCGAGAACUUCAAAAGGAACCUGAGGUACGUGAUGGAGAGAAGCCGGAGGGAUGGCGGCAAGCAGCAUGGCGUGGGGCUGAACAAGUUCGCCGACCUGAGCAACGAGGAGUUCAGGCAGCUCUACCUGUCCAAGGUGAAGAAGUCGGUGAACCAGAAGUGGAGGGCCAAGAGGGAGAGCUUGAUGAGGAACAAGAGGAAGGGAGCGGAGUCCUGCAAGGCGCCGUCGUCUCUGGAUUGGAGGAACUACGGCAUUGUCACCGGCGUGAAGGACCAGGGAGAAUGCGGAAGUUGCUGGGCGUUCUCUUCGACCGGAGCAAUGGAAGGAAUCAAUGCGCUCAAGAGCGGGGACCUGAUCAGCCUUUCCGAGCAAGAGCUCGUGGACUGCGACACCACCAACGACGGCUGCGACGGCGGCUACAUGGACUAUGCGUUCGAGUGGGUCAUCAACAACGGCGGUAUCGAUUCGGAAGAAGACUAUCCCUACACCAGCGUCUUUGGCGAGGGUGGUAUCUGCAACGUCACCAAGGAGGAGCACAACAAGGCGGUCACCAUUGAUGGGUAUGUGGACGUUUAUCCGUCGGACGACGGCCUUCUCUGCACGGUCAUCCAACAGCCGAUUAGCGUCGGCAUGGACGGCUCGGCGAUAGAUUUCCAGCUCUACACUGGGGGCAUCUACGACGGUACCUGUUCAGCGAAUCCCGACGACAUCGACCAUGCGGUCCUGAUAGUUGGUUAUGGCUCCGAAGGCGGCGAAGAUUAUUGGAUCGUGAAGAACUCCUGGGGAACAGAUUGGGGAGUGGAAGGAUACUUCCUGAUACGAAGAAACACCGACCUGCCGUUCGGCGUCUGCGCCAUCAACGCGAUGGCUUCUUACCCGACCAAAGAGUCCUCCGCGCCGUCUCCCUACCCAUCUCCAGUCGUUCCGCCGCCCCCACCCCCGCCAGUCACUCCCCCACCGCCACCCCCACCGAAGCCAACGCCGCCACCGUCUCCUUCCCCCAGUGAAUGUGGCGACUACUCGUAUUGCCCCGGCGACGAGACAUGCUGUUGCCUCUACGAGUUCUACAAUCUCUGCCUGGUUUAUGGCUGCUGUCCUUACCAGAACGCGGUGUGCUGCACCGGGACUGACGAUUGCUGCCCCGGCGAUUAUCCGAUCUGCGAUGUCGAAGAGGGACUUUGCCUCAAGAAUGCCGGAGAUUACUUGGGAGUUGCCUCGAAGAAGCGAAAGAUGGCGAAGCGCAAACUCCCAUGGAACCGGUUCGAGGAAAACAAGAACAAGAUCUACCAACCACUGGUGUGGAAGAGGAACCGUCUCGCGGCGAUCCGCUGAUGACUAGAGAAGCACCGAUCAUACCGAACAUUUCUCAGGCUUCGGUACUAGUAAUAGUCGGUAAUCUCAUCUUACUCCCGUCGAUAGGCAUCGACAAAACCUUGUAUCAGGCCCAUGUUCAUAGAUAUGGGAUUUGAGCAUGUCCUGGCUUCAGGUCAACGGCUGUUUUUUUCACUGCAUAAUGUGUAUUAAGUACAAUACUUGCAAUUGCUGCUACUGGUACUUAUUGUUUCGUUCUCGCCUGAGUCGAUGCUCGAACAUGUUUGCGCCAUCCCGGAUUCUGAAAAUAAAGAGUAUAUACUCAGAA
This is a messenger RNA of Eucalyptus grandis, 1928 nucleotides long. RefSeq names its product low-temperature-induced cysteine proteinase. The record is from RefSeq and is a predicted model, not a curated record. Gene Ontology annotation, cellular component: lysosome. Gene Ontology annotation, molecular function: cysteine-type endopeptidase activity. Lineage: Eukaryota; Viridiplantae; Streptophyta; Magnoliopsida; Myrtales; Myrtaceae.